AUGGCUAAAAAAUACCUCCUCCUUCAUCUCCCUACUCCUCUUGAUGAUCCUCAAUGUGGCUGCGGCCCUUCCCAUCCCCAGGCCCGGCCCCGAUGGCAACUAUACCGUGAGGCCAGAGGACUUGGCAAAUUCUGCCAAGCCCUUCAAAAGCGUGCCCAGACCAAAGUCUUUGGCAUCACACUUGUUGUGAUGCAGUUUGUUAGGGAGUUGGUCACCGUGCAUAACUGGUGGGCCGACAGGCAGGCCGAGAAGGCCAAGAGUGAAGGCGACCUGACAAAGCCCGCGACAAGGGUAGAGGUGUCGCAGGUUAAAGAGGACCUCCAGGCGAUGAGAGGCUCACGAUGCUCAGUGAGCAGACCUCCUGAGGUCGGGACCAUGCUGAUUAUAUAA
Molecule: messenger RNA, 390 nt
Organism: Penicillium mononematosum
Lineage: Eukaryota; Fungi; Ascomycota; Eurotiomycetes; Eurotiales; Aspergillaceae
Exons: 3
Coding region: 1-390 (129 amino acids)
Source: RefSeq, a predicted model, not a curated record